Molecule: messenger RNA, 1290 nt
Organism: Caenorhabditis briggsae
Lineage: Eukaryota; Metazoa; Nematoda; Chromadorea; Rhabditida; Rhabditidae
Exons: 8
Coding region: 1-1290 (429 amino acids)
Biological process (GO): G protein-coupled receptor signaling pathway
Cellular component (GO): membrane
Molecular function (GO): G protein-coupled receptor activity
Source: RefSeq, a predicted model, not a curated record
AUGGAUGAGAACUCAACGACGCCCGUUCCAAUCUCCCCUCUACUUCAAAAGUGCUUUGACGAUUCCUACUUGUUGUUGAUGCCGGAAAUCGAGAGGAUUAUUAAUAAUUAUAUCUUCCCAAUCCAAUUCAUGAUCACCGUCGUUGGAAACCUCUUGACCAUGACAGUACUUCUUGGCGGACACAUCAAGAAUCGGGCAAAUCAUCUUCUCACAUGUCUCGCUCUCUGCGAUAUACUUGUGUUUUUCAUGAUGCUCCCCCACUACCUCGCUUCUAUUGACAUGUUCGCUCGUUCGUGUGUAUUCCGUCUUUUUUAUUUCCACUCGAAACCCAAUUUCGGAGCACUGAUCAACUGGUUUUCAGCAGCGGCUAUUUGGUUUGUUUUGGCUGUUUCUCUGGAGCGACUUCUGAUCAUCAAGUUUCCCUUCCGAUCAUUGGAUGUCAACAAUGGAAAACAAAUUAUGGUUGUCUCUGUGGGUAUCAUGGUUUUUACUUUGAUUCUCACCAGCUAUCAUCAUCUCUCUCAUACGUGUGUUAGCUUUAUUGCUUGUCACGGGACCCAGAUAUUGGGAAAGUGCUACUCGAACUCCGAUGAUAUGCACGGAAAGAAAUUAAAUCCAACAUCAGCACUUAUCAAAAAGUACCUUCACAUGUCUGUCUACGCGAAUGCUAUUUUGGCUGUGCUCCUUCCGAUUUUUGCUGUCGCCGUUUUGAACAUCUCACUAAUCCGGCUGGUGAAACGUCGGAGAUCUGAAGAACUUCUCGUCCGAAAUGCCGCCGGACCAUCGAGCAUGGCUGAGCAGGAAAAGAAAAUGACACACACAGUGCUGGCGAUUGUUUCAUGCUUCACACUCACACAGGGACCAUCAGCCAUUGUUUUCAUUUCACAGAAGAUUUUCCCACCCAACCAAUACACCAUCUACAUCUCUGUGGUUGCCAAUCAACUAGUGCUCACUGGAAAAAUGCUGAACGUAGUUUUGUUCUGUUUAACAUCUGAAACCUUCCGACGACGUCUAUGGCAGACAUGUCGCUUCUGGUGCCAGCUCAUCUUCUACGCAGGACGCAGCAAAACGUCGAGGUCGAACUUCACGCGUUCAAAGUCGGUCAUCACUCAAAAAACGUCAAUUGUCUACUCUCCAUGCUCCCGAAACUUCUCUACAACCCGAAAGAUCAGCAGUUCAAGUGUGAUUAGAGGGGGAGCUGCUCCGUUGGUCUCAAAUCCAUCAACCGACAGUUUCCCAACACCACCGGCCAGCACUUCCAGAACCACCACUCAAACAACACAAGUUUAG